UGCAGGGAGUCCUCUUCCUCGGACCUUCGUCAAAUUGAAAGUGGCAGGAGGCCGCCGCAGGACUUCAUCCAAAAGGUAUCCUGCGAUUGCUUUCAGGGAAAAGAUUCCCUCUGGGAAGGGCGACUGGGGCACUGUGCGAGCAGCGACACCCUCCCUCGCUCUCCUCCUCAUCGAACAUUCCGUGCAUGAGCAAUCUUCUUGAAGAAUGGAAGUAGCAGGCGUGAUCGGCAGGUCAAGUUCUGCGUUUGGGUUGGUCCGGAGGAGCUUGUCCUUUUCGCUGCCUGGGAAGCAGUUUGUAAAUGAGGCCCUGCCGAUCUUUGGCUCCACGCAGCCGAUUGCUGUGUCAGCUGUCUCCAGAGGCUCCAAUAGCGGUGGUGUUCGACAGACUCUGAACGCGCUAGCAAUGGAUGGUGCAGUUGACACAAUCGUCAUGCAAAGUCCUCGAACCUCUUUCACAAGUCCUCUUGAAAGGGCCCCAACUCUAGCUGCAAAUCCAAGUCAGAAAAUCGUGGAGACCUUUCUUCUGCGGCCCGGUAGCUUUGCCUGGCCGCAGAUAGAAACGGAAGAAGCAGAAAAGAGGGGCCGGUUCGGAGCAGAGUCCAUCUCCAUCCUGAGUCCCUCGAGAACCAGCUACUGGGGGAGGGUAGAAACUGGUCAGGGUCGCUCUCGCGUCACUAUCGUGGGUCAUAGAGGCUCCGGAAAGAACAAAAGCAAGCGGCUGGCCUGGGUGGGGGGAGUAGAGGGGCUGCCUGACAUCCGAGAGAACACAAUUAGAUCAUUUGCUCUAGCUGGCAACCACGGCGCAGACUUCAUUGAGUUUGAUGUCCAAGUCUCAAAAGAUAGUCACGCUGUCAUUUUCCAUGAUGACUACAUCCACACGUCGGAAGAAGAGUCUAGAAGGAUAGGGGAUCUGACAAUAGAUGAGUUCAGGAGGAUUGGGCCGCAAGAGGGGGCAGGUUUCAGCGGUCGGCCGCUGCUCCGGCGAGCUGGUGAUGGGAUCCUGGAGCCAUGGGAGUGUGCAAUGGAGGGGCCCCUUUGUACGCUGAAGGAGGCUUUUCAGAAUGUCGCAGAGACCGUGGGCUUUAACAUUGAGGUAAAAUUCUUGGACUCAGAGGAGUCCCUUGAAGAGAUCGCGCGGGUUGUGACGGCCACUCUGGCAGAUGUCAAGGCAAAUGCGGGCCAUCGCCGCAUCAUCUUCUCCACCUUCCAUCCAGACGCCGCAAUUCUACUCCGCCGCCUGCAAAGCACUUAUCCUGUGUUUUUCCUGACUGACGGGGGCUCGGAUCUCUACCAAGAUCCUCGGCGAAACUCGCUCGCUGCAGCUAUUGACCUCUGCACGUCAAAUCAACUCCAGGGGAUUGUAUCGGAGGUGACCGCCAUUCUUAGACAACCGGAAAUGAUCAGGGUCAUCAAAAACCAAGGCCUGGGCCUGUACACCUACGGGGAGGAGAACAAUCUGCCGGAGGCUGUCUUCUUCCAGCAAUUCCAGGGGGUUGACGGUGUGAUUGUAGACAACGUCAGGCCGGUGGCCAAUCUCGCGAGAUCCUUCUCCGUUUUAUCUGCACCGGUGUCAUCAAUCCCAAAGCCGCAACUGGAGCAAUCUCCGGUUGUGGCUGCACUGAACGAAGUCGUGAGAAACGCUGUGGCUAUCCGAGCCGCGUGAUAGGACUCGAGGCAGUUGGAUAACUCGACACACUUUUGAUUAGAUUCUAACACACGGACGCAGUGAAGUUGUACCAUUUGACCGAGAACCAGGUAACAAGCAAAUAUACGUGGAUAAACAUGAGGUAGACAGCGGGAACCUUGAGCCAUACAGUCAAACAUGUAAAACAGUUAUACUAUUCAUUCAUUCUUUGGAAGCAAACAGCUAGAGGACGUACAGCCGGAUUAGCAAUUGUUUCGAACGAAAAUCUAUCACGCAGGAGACGUGUCCGUUUAUGAAUUUCAGUAUUGACCUUGGACGAACGCACCUGUAAAUCACCGCUGAGCACGCGACUAUUCACAAAGGUGAAAUGAGGCACGGUGCAGCC
Molecule: messenger RNA, 2030 nt
Organism: Klebsormidium nitens
Lineage: Eukaryota; Viridiplantae; Streptophyta; Klebsormidiophyceae; Klebsormidiales; Klebsormidiaceae
Source: the annotation of a GenBank genome assembly